This is a messenger RNA of Gregarina niphandrodes, 1917 nucleotides long. Its product is annotated as lipase. The transcript has a single exon. The record is from RefSeq and is a predicted model, not a curated record. Gene Ontology annotation, biological process: lipid metabolic process. The coding region runs from base 1 to 1917 and encodes 638 amino acids. NCBI's taxonomy places the organism in Eukaryota, Apicomplexa, Conoidasida, Eugregarinorida, Gregarinidae.
AUGAGUUUGAGUUACGUGGAAGAUUUGAACACUUUGGAGCCGAUCGCUAUAAACGAUGCGGAUCCUAAGUUGGUGAUUAAAGCUCAGGAGCGAGCAGAUAAGAUUGGAAAGAUGGGGGUAAGAUACAUUGGUCCUGUAGCGCCAAAGUUUGCUGAUGCGUAUAGUACAGUUCGACCUUUAUUGGUACGUUUGUCUAUGAUGACAACUCGUUCGGCGUAUCGAUCAUUUAAAUUGUUGAGUCAAUUGCAGCGUGUAGUUCAGGAUCCAUAUUUGCCAUCAGAUGUGUCUAGCCUGCCAUUGGUGCCAGCGGAUGAUGCUGAUAGAGUUGCCCUAUUCCGUACAUGCGCCUUGCUGUCUUCUGCGGUGUAUUCAUUGAAGAGUGUGCAAACCCAUAAUUUGAAGAGCGUGAAUAGUGCAGGUCGUAGCGAACAGAAGAAAUUGGGAAAUAUAAAGUAUCGUCUUACUAAAGUUGUGUCGGGUAUGGAGAUACUACUGACUAACGAGAACGAGGGUGUUUGUCAACCUGUAUUUGCCGUAUGCAGUGAUGGAAAGGCAUAUUUUAUUGUAGUAAGAGGUUCUAGUGCUGUGGAGGAUUUUGCCACCAAUUUGAUGUGCGAUCCAUUAGACGGGGAUUUGGGUCCUCAUAGAGGCAUGGCUCUAUCGGCAGAUUGGUUGGAUAAGCGUAUCCGUAAGCAUUUGUUGGCAUUUAUUGAGAAGCAUCCGAAGGCCAAAAUUAUACUUACUGGACAUUCAUUGGGUGCUGGGUCUGCUGCGCUUCUGACGAUUAAAUGGUUAAAGGAAUUACCACAGUUUGCCGCAAGGAUACAGUGUGUGGCAAUAGCAUGUCCUGCCAUUUUGAAUGAACAUGAUUCCUACGUAAGUACUGACAGAAUAAAGACAAUUAUAUUCGGUAAGGACAUCGUGCCCCGACUAUCGUUUGGCUCCUUCCGAGAUUUGUUGGUCCAAAUGAAGGCCUUGGCUGAUCUAGAAGUAGAAGGUAGUGGAGCGGUUUCGUCAGCGGGUUCAGCCAUCAUUAAUAUGGCCGGAGACGGAGUUGUUGUGGUGGAGACAGGAACUCCCGACUAUGAUGCGGUGUCGGAUACGUCUACAGCUGCGUCUUCUAGUAGAAAAGGAAAGAAGCCAAUGGGAAGAAAAACACCUGGCAGAUUGUUGAAGAAAUUGGCCGAAGAUUCAAGCAGCGAAGAUGAGGAAUGGAAAAAACUACCCGAACGAUUAGAUCAGCUAGAGUCGUACGAAAGUAUUCGAAACGUCAUUCUUACCGAUGUUAACUUCUCCGGUCUCAGUGAGGCGGAAAGGCUACAACAAAAUAAGGCCUUAGCCGCACAAUUGGCAAGGGCUAAAGUAACAUUCGGUGGAGCAAGCUUCAAUCAGAUACACACGAUUUUAAAGAAGCGAGUUAAGCAACUAGAUGCCAGGAGAAAGAAGUUAUUGAAGAAUCCAUCAGGCAAACCCAGCUGGUGGAAAAGAUUAGGAUGGAAAAUUCUAAAAUUCUGGUAUGGAGGAUGUAGACCAACCACCAAAAAAAUUAGUGCAACUACUGAACAACAAAAUCAAUUACUCGACCUUUGUAUGAAGGAGAUCAAACAACUACGAUGCUCAUCAAGUCUUAGAUUUCUAGUACCACCUGGUGAAAUUUUCUUAUGUGUUCCUCGCAUACAAUUCGUUGAACAAGAGAGAGAUCUUCCCAAGAUUAAAAAAGUACUUAAGGGUCAAUGCUACAUGUUCAAAUUAGACAGACAUACCUUCAAUCAACAAGCCCUUCAACCUAUUUGGAGUAUAAGCGCCUUUAGACAACAUAGUAUGAGCUGCUACCUUCAAGCCCUAGCUCCUGAUACCCUUAGCAAGUGCCCACUGGAUAUGAUACUUGAAGAAUCUGGCGCUGACGACAAAAAAUAG